AUGAAGAAAGAGCACCGACGGGCAUGGGAGCCACUCAACGGUACGAAUCAUGCGGAGAUUGACUACAUUCUCACCAAUCGAAGAUUAAGCUUACUGGAUGUCUCAUUGGUACCAUCCUUCAGCAAUGGUUCAGAACACCGCCUCCUUCGAGCAAAAGUGCGAUUCAGCCGGAAGCUGGAAAAGAAGAUCUGCCACCAUUUUGGAGGAGAGAGAGAAGUCGUAUAUGACGGCGUAUUGGAGGAGCUCCUGACCACUUGUGACUGGCCCAUCGAAGAGGACCCAACGAAGGACUGCGACCUGCUUCCUAGAGGAUGA
Messenger RNA from Strongylus vulgaris, 315 nucleotides. The record is from the annotation of a GenBank genome assembly. Lineage: Eukaryota; Metazoa; Nematoda; Chromadorea; Rhabditida; Strongylidae.